GGUGCGGGUGCGCCUCGCAAUGCGGACGACAUGUUGAAGCGGCUGCAGACGGGGCUAAAACCCAUUGAGGCGUAUGCGGUCCGGCUGCUGGAGGAGAUGAACCCGGUGGACAUCGAGGCGGCCGCGGGCGAGGCCAUAGAGGGGCUGAAGGACGAGGACUGGGAGCUGGACGCCAUGCAGCGCCGGCAGGCGGAGGCGGACGAGGAGGCGGAGGCCAGCGACGAGGAGAAACUGGUAGAGGAUUGGGACCGCGAGGCGGCUGGCGAGGCCUACCAGGAGUACGCCGUGCUGGUGGAGGAACACCUCAAGGAAGCUGAGGCGGCCGAGGCGGCAGCGCAGGCUGCGUACGAGGCGGAGAUGGCUCGCCGUGCUGCGUUGGCGGCUGAGAACGGCGGCGUGUUGCUGGCUGGUGAGGGCGGCAUGGCGGCGGGAGGGGCGGUGCUGGCGCUGGAGGGACCGCCGCCGCCGCAAUCGGCUGCAAAACCUGGGCCGAAAAAGCGAGGUCGGCCACCCAAGAACCAACAACUGCAGCAACAGCAACAGCAGCAACAACAGGAGGCGACGCCAGCACCCGCCUCCGCUGCUGCCGCCGCCUCUGCCGGGUUCGGAUACACCAGCGGCGGCCUGCGCCGCCGCCGUGCCUCCGUACCCGUCGGCGGAUACGCUGAAGACUCCGACGAGGACUUUCUCGACGAGGAUGACGAAGCCCCGUCCGCAGCUGCGGCCGCAGCGGCAGCAAAGCGAGCCAAGGCCACUCCCAUGCCCAUGUCGGCCUUCCCAGCCGCUGCUGGCGCUGCGACGCCGGCGGCGGCAACGCCGCCGCCGCCACCGCGUGCCAGCGGCCCGCCAGCGCCCAACAAGCCUCACCCUGUGUUGUGGAACACCUGUUGGGACCCCGCGCUGUGCAGUGCGGUUGCAACCGUGUUGGAUCGCUCGCACCAGCCGCCAGCCGCCACACCGCUCAGCCUCGUGCCCUGGUCUGCGGUGUGCGAGGGCGUCAUGGCGGCAGUACGUGCGGGCCUGGGCAGUGUGGUCACGCUGUCAGCGGCGACGGUUGCUGUGACGCCGGAGGGCUGUCGGAACAGAUUCGCGCAGCUGCUCGCCGCGUUCCGACCGCACCUCACGGCGACGGCGGUGAUUACUUCCGGAAAUGCCGCUGCCGCUGCUGCUGGUGCUGGUGCCGUCAUGAGUAAUGGCGGCGGUCCCGCUGCUGCCUCCUCCGCCUUGCUAGGGGAGCUGCGAGAGCAGCUGUCACGGGCGGUGGACGGGCUGAGCCGCGAUGCGCUGCAGCUGAUGAGCAGCUCCGUGAAUGCGGUGUUGAGGCCGGAGCAUGGGCUGUUUGGGCAGGGCUGUGCCAACGGCAUGGUGACAUCGCUGCAGCAACUCUUGCGCAGCCGGGGCACCCUCCGUGCCGCCCCGCAGCUGCCCGACCUGCCCGUCCUCCCAGCGGAUGCAGACGCGCUGUUCUCCGCUGUCAGCCACUACCUCACCGCGCACCCUCCGAUGCCUGAAUUUCCGCCGGCCUCUGAGCCCCGGGCCCCCGCCCACCACCACCACCAACACCAUCAUCAGGGCUCUGCAGGCGGUACGACAGCCGCGGCAUCAGCAGCCGCUAACAAGGCCACUGAAGGGAGCCGCAGGGCGUCCCCGGCAGUGGGCGCCCUACCUGCCUCUACUACCGCUGCUCCUGCUCCUGCUCCCGCUGGCACUCCAGCUUCGGCGACUGGUGCCGCUGCGGUUAUGGCUCCCGGUCCGCUUCCGCCGCCGCAGUCGCAGUCACAGGUUGUGUCGGGAGGCAUGGCGACGUCUGUGAUGGCUCCCUUCCGUGCAACAACAGCAGUGGCAGGACCAGGGGCUCUACUACCGCAGCAGGCGCCUCAGCUUCCGCAACCCCAGCAGCAGCAGCUGCUGCUGCAUCAGCAGCAGCCCCAGCAGCAGCAGCAGUACUCGCAACAGCACCCCGCGCAGAAUUAUCAUUACCAGCUGCAGCAGCAGCAGCAGCAGCAACCGCCACAGCAGCAACAGCAGCCGACGGCGUACCAACAACAACACCAGCAGCGGCUGCAGUCACUUCUGCCGGCGCCGGAGCAACAGCAACAACAACAACAGCAGCCGCAGCAGCAGCAGCAGCGGGCAGUGUCACCGACGCUACAGCUGAACUCCAUUCAGCAAACGACGCAGCACGCGCCGCAGGGCUCGCUGCCGCUACAGCAGCACCAGCAGCAACAGCAGCUCCAGCAGUACCAUCUGCAGCAACAACAACAGCAACAACAACAGCAACAAAGCUCCCUACAUGAGCCAUCUCCGCCGCCUCAGCAGCAGCAGCAGCAAUACCAGCAGCAGCAGCCCACAUCACUGCAACAACAGCAACAGCAGCAGCAGAUGGCUCAACACUACCUGUCCCAACAGCACCACACGCAACAACAACAACAACAACAGCAACAGCCUCCUUCGCUUCCCUCCCAGCAGCAUUUCCCAUCACAGCAGGCCGCUCACCCUCCCCUUCAGCAGCAGCAACAGCAAAUGCAGCCGCACUACCAACAACAGCAGCCGCAAUACCAGCCGCAACAAGAACAGGCGGUGCGCCCCUCGCCGCCCCCUCUUGCUCCCGCCGCUACCGACCUCGCAACUAUCCAAGCACAGCUAGCCGCGGCUCAUGCUCAGCUGCUGGCAGCCCAGGCGCAGAUACAGUUGCAGGGCUUGCAAGGGCUGGGACUCAACCUGCAGAGCCUGACACAACAGCAGCAACCACAGCAGCCGCAGCAGCCGAGCCUUGCAGGUGGCAUCAACCCCGGCCUCUUAGCCUCCCUGGCGCAGCUAGCAGGCGGGUUGGGGGCGGCAGGAGCGGGUGCUGCCGGCGGUGGGGGUUUGGGCUCUGCGCCCGCUGCUGCUACAGCUGCUUCGGGGCAGGCGGUGGGAGCGGGCAUGGCACCUGGUGUGUACGGAGGAGGAGGAGGAGCUGGUUUAUACGGCAAUACCGUGCAACAGCAGCAGCAGCAGCAGCAACCCACGCAGGCGACUUCAACUUCCCAGCAGCAGCAGCAGUUGCUGUACGCUCUAAUGCUGCAGCAGCAACAGCAGCAGCAACAGCAGGCGCGGCACCAGCAGUUUCACCCACCGCAGUAGCCGCGAGGUCCUCGAGUGGCGUCCUCGAGGUGGGUCGCAAAGCGCCCCAUGAUGCUCUCGGCCUGAGUGGAUACCUAGACACGGCGCAUGGCAGCAGCAAGGGAGCUGCUAGCUGCUAGUUGCAGCCCGCGUCGCAGUUCGCUGCGAUCGAUUCAAGUCGCCCCGGCGAUCGCCCCGGCUGGCUACGGUCCCUUCGGACGAGGCCAAGAACGUGCUCGACGGCCUACAUGCAGGGUCAGGGCCUCUGCUUCGGGGUUAAGGAGUGGGUCAUCGGAUGGCGGUGGUUUUGACGGACUGUUAAAACGGCCCAUCAUGGCGGGAAGAUGGAGGGGAGCCGUGGGGGUGGCGAGACUGAGCGGCUGAGGUGUUGCGGGUGAAGUGCGCAACGCACGUCUCGUGAGGAGAGAGAGUGUCGGGGUUGCAGUGGAGUGUAUGCUGGGCAGGCAGUGAGAAAGUGAGUGGAAUGGGAGGGUCCUGGAGUGCACUGAUUGGUGGUCAUGACGUCCUCGCGGGAGGUUGUGCUGUGCCGGGACGGGAUCUCCGUGACGACGUGGGGGCGGGGGAAAGGAGUUAGGGGUCAGGAACGCUCACGCCUGGUGUUGUGUUUCGUUUCCGGUAUUUAGUUCCGCUUUGGUUAAAAAACGGAUGUGUACCUUCGGGCCUUGUGUCGUGCUGGUGUUUAAGGCUUUCUCGCCUUUAGGGCUUUGGUCACGAUGCAGCGGUUGUUUGCUUCCCGGUGUUGUUGCGGUGUGGUGGAGAGCCUCUCGGGCCCUCAUCAGUCAGUCAGCGUGGUACCGGUAGCCGAUGUGUGGCUGGUCCUGAAGCCAGGUAUGGUAGAGCAGCCGGUGUGUGCAGCCGAGCGAGUUGGUAGGGCUUAGUUAGGGGAGGCGGAGGUUUGUUGAGCAUGGCAAAAGGGGCGUCUGUGCACGCACGACACAGAUGUAAGCAACUUGCGUGUUCAGUUACAUUUCGCUUAUCAUCGCGAGCGUGGAAUUUUUCUUGCGAGGAAAGGGGAAAGUGCUUUGACCACCGUAUCACCUCCAGCAAUUGCGGCGCACUUUGCAAUUGUGCACCCGACGCCAUAUCCUAACCCCAGUUCACCGCAGACGAGCAGUCAAACAACAUAUCCCCCCGUGUGCACCCCCUGGUGUGCUGUACUGUUACUGCACCCGGCACCACCAAACGGCAUACAUGAAUUGAGAGCAGAGGACCACUCAUACCAUAAUUAUGUCUAGCACUUUCACAGCGCUGCUCGUCAGGCCCAGAACUUGGAGCUGCCAAGCAAUCCAUCUUCGCGCGCGCGUUGGCAAAUCGAGCCGGGUCGUUU
Messenger RNA from Astrephomene gubernaculifera, 4453 nucleotides. NCBI's taxonomy places the organism in Eukaryota, Viridiplantae, Chlorophyta, Chlorophyceae, Chlamydomonadales, Astrephomenaceae. The record is from the annotation of a GenBank genome assembly.